AAAGAACGAAGAGGUUUAACAAAAAGACCUCUACUAUAACCUGAAAUUGUAAAGACUAGAAAGAACGAACAGAGCUUUUCGCUUGAAACCCGGCAAUGGUUUCUUUGUCGACUUGGUGUCGAUACUUGGUUCACAAGAUCGAGUACUCCUUCACUCUCGGCUGGAAGAGCUAUAAGAGAGGGCAAAUCAGUGACCGGGAAUUACAAGAUGCAGUUUGGAAAAAUGUGUUUCAGGGAAAAUUGACUUACUUACACUGGAGUAAAGGAGAGGCAAUGGCCCCAACUAUUGGAGAACGAGGGGGUACUCUUCUUGUACGGAAGAUUCCAUCUGCAGACCCAGGUCGAGUUUUUGUUGGGGAUGUCAUUGUCAUGAAGGACCCUGACGAUUCUGAUAACUAUCUGGUCAGAAGAUUGGCUGCCACUGAAGGAUAUGAAAUGGUGUCUAAGGAUGAAAAAGAUGAGCCAUUUGUUCUUGAAAAGGACCAGUGCUGGGUAUUGGCUGACAAUGAAAAAUUGAAGCCCAAGGUAUUAAAUGAAGCCAAGGAUAGUCGGUUAUUUGGUCCAGUUCCCAUGACUGGCAUAGUUGGCCGAGUUAUAUAUUGUCUGCGAACAGCUGUUGAUCAUGGUCCUGUUCAGAACAGUCAUUACGGUAUGCGAAAGGAUUCUCCAGUGUUGGAAGUAGAGCUGGAUGUUGAUGACAUGGUGAAAAAUCACAAAUCCUAAACUGUUUACACUUUGAAAGUGUGCCUAUUUGUCUUUAUUACACCUUUUUCCCUCUGUGGGCAUCUUUUCAGUUUAACAUUGAAAUUAAGGAGAGAAUAAAGAAAAACAAAGAGGGCAUUUAGGUUCAUGUGUUAUUCAUGAGGAUGGUAGUUUGUCCUUUCAAGAUGUAAAGCAAUUGGGGGAAUUUCAUCAUAUUAUCUUUCCAUUUGAAAACCACGAAGGGCUGCCUGACUUAUGUUGGAUUUUGAGUUUGGAUCAUAUUGAACAAUUGCUUUUAUA
Molecule: messenger RNA, 1001 nt
Organism: Gossypium raimondii (Peruvian cotton)
Lineage: Eukaryota; Viridiplantae; Streptophyta; Magnoliopsida; Malvales; Malvaceae
Exons: 5
Coding region: 96-722 (208 amino acids)
Molecular function (GO): serine-type endopeptidase activity
Source: RefSeq, a predicted model, not a curated record